Messenger RNA from Syngnathoides biaculeatus (alligator pipefish), 2041 nucleotides. Its product is annotated as potassium voltage-gated channel subfamily A member 2. The record is from RefSeq and is a predicted model, not a curated record. Gene Ontology annotation, cellular component: voltage-gated potassium channel complex; axon terminus; dendrite. Lineage: Eukaryota; Metazoa; Chordata; Actinopteri; Syngnathiformes; Syngnathidae. Gene Ontology annotation, molecular function: delayed rectifier potassium channel activity; protein binding. The transcript is spliced from 3 exons. Gene Ontology annotation, biological process: protein homooligomerization; potassium ion transmembrane transport. The coding region runs from base 327 to 1823 and encodes 498 amino acids.
AGUCGUGGAGGCAGAAGAAGAAGAAGAGGAGGAGGAGGAGGAGGAGGAAGAGGAGGGGGACGCGAGGACACACCCGCCCGCGCACCGUCGCCUUUGGCCGGUGCACACGGCGAGGAUGCAGCAGCGGCGGCGGCGGCGGCGGCAGCCAACACGAGAUCAAAAGCGGUUUUUAUGCCAAGACAGGAGCGCCGCUUGUCUCCGAGCAGCAGCAGCAGUAACGGAGUCCACUAAGAUGUCGGCAGUCCCCCCCUGAGAGACGCCCGGCCGAUUCUCCGCGACCUGACGCGCUAGCGCACCGCCUCGCCCGGCCGCCUUUUCCCGCCGCCAUGACGGUCGCCACGGGCGACCCGUCCGACGAGGCGGCAGCGCACCCGGGCCACCCGCUGGACUACGACCUGGAGGCGGACCACGAGUGCUGCGAGCGGGUGGUCAUCAACAUCUCUGGCUUGCGCUUCGAGACCCAGCUCAAGACCCUCUCGCAGUUCCCCGAGACGCUGCUGGGCGACCCCAAAAAGAGGAUGCGUUACUUCGACCCGCUGCGGAACGAGUACUUUUUCGACAGGAACAGACCCAGCUUCGACGCCAUUUUGUACUACUACCAGUCGGGCGGGCGGCUGAGGAGGCCCGUGAAUGUCACGCUGGACAUCUUCUCCGAGGAGAUCCGCUUCUACGAGCUGGGCGACGAGGCUAUCGAGAUUUUCCGCGAGGACGAGGGCUUCAUCAAGGAGGAGGAGCGCCCUCUCCCCGACAACGAGUUUCAGAGACAGGUGUGGCUGCUGUUCGAGUAUCCCGAGAGCUCAGGUCCGGCCCGGAUUAUCGCCAUCAUCUCCGUCAUGGUCAUCCUCAUCUCCAUCGUCAGUUUCUGCCUGGAGACGCUCCCCAUAUUCCGCAACGACGAGGACGACAUGCACAAGUCUCACGCUGAGUUCUUUUCCCCCGAGACCAACACCACGGUCAUCAGGUACACGUCCACCUACUUCACAGACCCCUUCUUCAUCCUGGAGACGCUGUGCAUCAUUUGGUUCUCCUUUGAGUUCCUGGUGCGCUUCUUUGCCUGCCCCAGCAAAGCGGGCUUCUUCGGCAACCUCAUGAACAUCAUUGACAUCGUGGCCAUCAUCCCGUAUUUCAUCACGCUCGGCACAGAACUGGCGGACAGUCCGGACGACGGCCAAGCCGGUCAACAGGCCAUGUCUUUAGCCAUCCUCAGGGUGAUCCGACUGGUGCGAGUCUUCCGCAUUUUCAAGCUCUCACGCCACUCCAAGGGACUCCAGAUCCUGGGCCAGACCCUCAAGGCCAGCAUGAGAGAGCUGGGACUACUCAUCUUCUUCCUCUUCAUCGGCGUCAUCCUCUUCUCCAGCGCCGUGUACUUUGCCGAGGCCGACGAGCGACAGUCCCAGUUCGAGAGCAUCCCGGACGCCUUCUGGUGGGCCGUGGUGUCCAUGACCACGGUGGGCUACGGCGACAUGGUGCCCACCACCAUCGGCGGCAAAAUUGUGGGUUCCUUGUGCGCCAUCGCCGGCGUCUUGACCAUCGCCCUGCCCGUUCCCGUCAUCGUCUCCAACUUCAACUACUUCUACCACCGCGAAACGGAAGGGGAGGAGCAGGCGCAGUACCUCCAGGUCAACGCGCCCAAGAGCGAGUCGGGCGAGGAGCUGAAGAAGAGCCGCAGUGGAUCCACCAUCAGCAAGUCGGACUACAUGGAGAUCCAGGAGGCGGUCAACAACAGCAACGAGGACUUCCGCCGGGAGAACCUCAAGACGGCCAACUGCACGCUAGCCAACACAAACUACGUCAACAUCACCAAGAUGCUCACAGAUGUGUAGCCUGGCGCGCAAAUCGCUGGGAAAAAAAAUUAAUACUGAGGCAAUAGAAUUCAGGAACGAGAUGCUCUUCACGCCACGCUUCACUCCUGCCCUUAAAGCUGUUAAACGGAGCCAGAUUGUUUGCAUUUGCAUGGAGUUUUCCGGCUGGAAGGAAAAACUCGAAAUGUCGCGGCGACGCCAACCACAAAUAAGCAAUGAAAAACAAAACAAAAAAAAAA